Molecule: messenger RNA, 3975 nt
Organism: Symbiodinium sp. CCMP2592
Lineage: Eukaryota; Dinophyceae; Suessiales; Symbiodiniaceae
Source: the annotation of a GenBank genome assembly
AUGAGAGCAGAGACCCGCUCCAGACGCAACAGGAUUCUUGUCAGAAUGUACCAAGAGUCGGCAGAUGAGACUGAUCCGGGCGAGUCGGUGGUCAAAGGAGCCCAUGCGUCGGCAUCACGGGAGAUCCCAAAGACAGGUAUCCGACGUUCUCAUGCGCUAUCAGAUUCGGAGGCGAAGAAUGCGGGAGUUUGUCGGGACCAGAUGGUAGGACGGCGUCGCUGGUCUGGCGGCUGCGAGUGCCGACGACGCAGCGAUCACACUGACCUUCCAAGAGGCUGGUCAUGCACGGGGGACAGCAUCGUCGCUAACACAGUCAUUGAGCGCGUCGGACAAGACCUGAAGGAUGGCUCGGAGUGCGAUGAAAUGAAAGAACGCACAGCGCUGCGUCUAUUCCUUCGAGACCCCCGAUUGACGGUCCCAUUGCAACAGCAACACCACUGCGAUUGGCCGGGAGUCAAGUGCGAACAACUUGAUGGGGGCAGCUGCCGAUAUGUUGUCGCGUUGUUUUCCACCAACCCUGGUUCUGAGCUGAAUGUCUUGAGUCAGCUGCGGCGGUUGAGGCAGUUGAGCAUCGUAGGCAACGUUACAGGGACCCUCAAAUCGCUCAGUAACAUGACGGCUCUGCAAGACUUAACCCUCGAGAGCUCCGAAGUCACCGGCGAUUUGGUUGCUCUCCGGGCAGCCACAGACCUGAGACAGCUAAUCCUUUACAGCCCCAAAAUCACGGGCAACUUGGCCAACCUCAAAAAGAUGGAGAAAAUGGAGAAUCUACAACUCCAAGGCAACGUUUAUGGCGAUCUUCACCACUUGAGGGAUAUGUUCAAAAUGAAUGUUCUGACCCUGCAUGGCACUGCGGUUCAAGGCAGCCUUCAACAACUAAGAAAGUUGAGGAGGCUUACUGAGCUGCUCGUACACAGUACGAGAGUCGUUGGCAGUCUGGAACAGCUGGAAGACAUGACGAACAUGGAAACCCUGAUGCUCUAUGGCACUGAAGUCACGGGCAACUUGGAACACCUCAAGGACGCGAAACGCAUGAGACAUCUGGUCCUUGACGGCACCAGGGUCACCGGCAACUUGGAAGAUCUGAGUGGCAUGUCGAAGAUGAAGAAUCUGCAACUACGGGGCAGCGCGGUGGAGGGCAGCCUUAAACACCUGAAGGAUAUGACGAAGAUGCAUAUUCUGACCCUCCACGGCACUGCAGUCACGGGCAGCCUGGAACAGCUGGAAGACAUGACGAACAUGGAACAGCUGAUGCUCUAUGGCACUGCAGUCACAGGCAGCUUGGAACACCUCAAGAAGGCCAAAAGCAUGAGACAGCUAAUCCUCUACAGCAGUGCUGUCACGGGCAGUUUGGAAAGCCUGCGUGGCAUGCAGUCUAUGCAGCAGCUUGUUGUUUCUGGCGCAGAUGUCAAAGGCAGUCUAGCUGACCUCAUUUCCAUGCGCGGGCUGCAUGUGCUGUGCUUGCACGGCAACGGCAUCACGGGAAGCCCCGCUGGUGUGAUCCCCAGUAUGCCGGUGCUCCGUUACCUCGAUCUUCAGAACACACAGGUUCACCAACGCAUCCCGCAGGGAUUCGAGCAACAUGGGCAACUGUAUUUCUACAGCAUCCAGGCCUUGGCAGAGGUGCGGUCCAAAGUCUACGUCAUCAAUGGGGAUGACGGGCUGGUGUACCGGAACGCAGAUGAUUUGCUUGGACUUAACAUGGGACCUUGGGAGGUGGCGGGUCCGUGCUGUAUGGUCGAGCUUGCAAUUGCAGGUCCCACGAUCUAUGGAUUCGGCAUGGACAACAGGGUCUGGAAGCAAAGCUUGAUCAUCAUGUCGCUAGAUACUUCCUGGGAGCUGGCAUCGGGUGGGAACGUCACCUCUGGCGCCAUCCACUCUGAUGUGUUCUACGCAGUGGACACAGAGGGCAAGCUCUGCAAGCAAGAGGUGAUGAAGAUGACCCCCACGAGCUCUUGGGAGGCGACAGGGGCCGCCACGUCCUGGGCGAACAUCCAGCUGAAAGCAAUUACGUUCCUGAGUGAAUUCAUGUUCGGACUGGGGAGAGAUGGUGCCGUCUACAAGCAGCUGUUGCUCAGAAAUGAAGAGUCUCCAACUUCGCCGAUGCUGCUGAGCCAAAUUUCGUGGAGUGUGGAGAGUAUGGCGGCCGCCGGGGGCAAUCUCUAUGUAGCUGGGGGGGAUGGCAUCUGGACAUUGCGGCUCGCCUCAAGCAAUGGUUGGAUCGAGGGAAACAAAUGGAAACAAGUCGACACUGUCACGUUGGCGGCGAUUGCAAUCCCUGACCUUCAGGCGUGCCACCGCCCGAGCGGAUGGUGCGUCCCAGGACAGCAGUUCAGGGACUCUGAGGAUUGUGAUGCAGAUAAUGUUGCAGAUCUUGUUUGCGAUGGCGACGGUAGGCGAAUUCUACACAGCCGCGACUGCUCGGACCGGACGUAUGACGAUGGCCGAGCUCCACCCUGCAAAGAGCUGAAAGGCCGAUUCCUGAAGUUCAUGGACUUGGAAAUCCGCAAGCUCCAACCCUUCUAUGCCAAGCCGUCGCUCUCAACUCCAUGUUCGUUUUGGAACGCAUCUGUAACAAGUGGGGGCCUACUAUGUUUCUGCGAGAACGGGCUUAGUCAAGCUUGCUUUGCAUUGCCAAGACGCUUAGAGCGCCAACUCUUUGAUCCCCAAGAGCCUCCAACUGGUGCGCAGCUUUGGUCACAAGACUGCAAGUGUCGCACCUCAUCGACCGAUGUCUCCUCAGGGAACGAGGUGUCUCAUGGCAUACCGGCAGUCGAAUUUUGCUCCAAGCUCUUUGAUGAUGCGCAGCACCAGAUCCGACGUGCACGAAACGCACACAGCAAGUUUGGCAAUGGACAGUUAUCGCACGAAGUGAAGCAGGAUUUAAAUGUGGGACUCUGUGAUCAAGCCUUGCAGGACAAGGCCAAGAUGAAUAUCAUCCUUGGGGCCAGCAGCUCUGUGCGCUACGUUUGCCAGGAUGAGUGUGACAAACUCGUGCUGGCCGUUGCUCGCUUUGCAGAUCUCAUUGUACAAGCAGGGCGAUGGAAAUGGCGAGCAAGCAAUGCUUCCUACUCAACGCUAUGCUCCAUGCUCGUAGUAGAGAGGGUGGAGUCUCACCUGUUGGCUUGUUGCGCCGACACCUGUGGUUGGAACGGGCAGUUUUGCAGGCUGUGGGAAUUCCUCACUGUCGAGGAGCAGAUGCACUGGAAGGCAGAGUGCUGUGCAGAGAAAACGAUUGUUUCCGGAUCAGAGCGGGAACGGAUGUGCACAAGCAUGCUUCCUCCACAAGGCAGGACAGACUUUAUCGCAACAGAUCUACAACCGGCUGAUGCCGGGCAGUCCACUUCGGUGGGACAGGAUAGAUUGGUUUGGCUUGAACGCGGAGCAGAAUCAAGACUUGGGCAUAUUGCUUGGGCAAGAAACGGUGCUGUGGUCUCUGCAGACUUCCUGCGCCAGCAGCCGCUCACAGUGGAAGAAGGAAUCCUGAUGCAGUACUGGCAAUAUCAGGCCGUGACAAACCAGACGGCGGCGGAAGAGAUCCAACCUUCAAAGCCCAGGCCCGGCAAGAGUUUCCUUCAAAAGCUGGCGGCGACAUUGGUGGAGAACAGGUCUUCUCAGCCCGAGCAGCUCGCCUUCUUGGCCGGCUGCCCACAACAAUUCCGGAGCGCCCGCUUACAAGCCUCUGAGAGGGCUCGAGGCUGGUUGGCCUUCAGCCGGGCGAUCCCAUCGAGUUGCAGGACGGAGGCUCUCCAAGCCUCGAGCCCAUCAAGCUGCGCAGCACAGAUGCAGAAGAACCUAACCGGAGUGUUUUUCGAAUCUGGAACCGGGCGCUUCAAGUGCCACAGCUUGUGGGACUGCGACGGGCAUGCGCUGAACAUGAUAAAAGAAAGCAGCGAGAGACUCGACAAGGCUACUAAGGACAUGAAUCCAGGUGGGGAAAGCCUAAAGUACCUGAAGCUGACAUUGAGCGGCUGA